AUGUCUGGUCCUCAUCUAAGAACUGCCAUUGUCACAGGGGCGACAUCAGGCAUAGGACUUGCUCUGACACAGCAUCUCCUCUCGCUCGAGAACCCAGCUUGGCGAGUGGUCAUGGUUGCGCGAGGCACGCCUGCCAAAAAGCUCAACCUCGAUCCGGACCGAACAUUAUUCAUCUCAACAGAUGUUUCAUGCUGGCAUGAACUGUCGAACGCAUUCAAGCAAGCCUGGAACUGGAAUGGAAUGAACACGAACCGCAUUGACUUCAUCGCUGUAAAUGCGGGGACUGACGACAAGGAAUCCAUCUACGAUGCCAUGGAUCUGGAUGCCGAGCCUGGUAUCCCCAACUUGAAAUGCAUUGAGGUGAACCUCCUCAGUGUGGUGUACGCACUCAAGCUGUUCAUCUACUAUGCACGGAAAUCUCGGAUGGUGUCGAAAAUGUCGGACUUUAAUCCGAAGUUUGUGAUCACUGGAAGCUGUGUUGGGCAGUAUCCAUUCCCCGUGGCACCACAGUAUUGUGCCUCAAAACAUGGAGUGGUGGGGCUGACUCGCUCGGUUGGCAGGAGGCUACUGAAGCAUGACAAUAUUGCUGUCAAUUGCAUCAUGCCUGGCUUCGUACCUACCUCACUUGCGCCUCCUAAGUUGCUAGAGUUGUGGCCCAAGAAACAUGCUACUUCAAUCGCAGCAGUGGUCAGGGCGUUUAUGGAGCUGAUCAAUGACAGUGGGAAAGUCGAGCAAGACGGAAGAUCUGAUGGCGCAAAUGGGUCGAUCAAAACUGCGCAGACUGUCGAAGUGGUAAACGACACGCUCUUUUAUCGCUCUGAGGUUGCUAGUCCAAAUGAGAGUAUGGAGUUCUUGAGAGCACAGGCUGAGGAAGGUGGCUUAUGGAUGAGCAUGUUUUGA
Messenger RNA from Exophiala aquamarina CBS 119918, 900 nucleotides. RefSeq lists its product as uncharacterized. Gene Ontology annotation, molecular function: oxidoreductase activity, acting on the CH-OH group of donors, NAD or NADP as acceptor. The record is from RefSeq and is a predicted model, not a curated record. NCBI's taxonomy places the organism in Eukaryota, Fungi, Ascomycota, Eurotiomycetes, Chaetothyriales, Herpotrichiellaceae. Gene Ontology annotation, cellular component: cytoplasm. The coding region runs from base 1 to 900 and encodes 299 amino acids. The transcript has a single exon.